Molecule: messenger RNA, 1158 nt
Organism: Panicum hallii
Lineage: Eukaryota; Viridiplantae; Streptophyta; Magnoliopsida; Poales; Poaceae
Exons: 8
Coding region: 238-912 (224 amino acids)
Source: RefSeq, a predicted model, not a curated record
AUAUCCACCCAGGCACAAGCCACACGCUUUCCUCGACGAAAAAUCCCCACCUCCACCUCCACCUCCACCUCAUCGCGGCCAUACGAAUCCGGCCGGCGCCAUCAGCUCCCCGCGACGCGCUGGCCGCUCCGGCCGCCGAGCCCUAGGCCGCCCGCCCGCUCGCCCGCCCACCGCGCCUCGCGGGAUCGCUCGCCGCAGCCGCGCGGCCACCCUGUCGCACCGCCGCUCGGAUCCGAGAUGGACUCACUACCCCUCACAGCUGAAGCUAUUGCUUUUACCGAGAAAAAGAUGGACAUGACUUUGGAGGAUAUAAUCAAGAUGUCAAAGAAAAAGAAUCCUGGAGGCAAGAAACCCCCUAGACAGCCGAUCAAAAAACGCCCAUUCCAGAAUGGCAACUCUAGUCAAGGGAAUGCCAAGGUCCAACGGUUUAUGGAAUCUAGAUCGACCAUUAGACAAGGUGUUCUUGCACAAAGGAGGUCAAAUCUUGGUGGAAAUCAGUUCCCUGUCACAAAGCAGGCUGCAAAGAAGGCUGCUGCCAUGCCAAUGCGCAACAAGGCUGGCAGAUGGAACAAGCCAAGGAAAGGAGAUGUGAUAAUCACUAGCAUCUUAUGCCACUGGUCAUCCAGAUGCUGGGAAGUUGUAUGCCUGAGAUGGAACUGUACGAGUACCUUAGUGCAGAGGAGGCCUGUAGGUGAUGCUUUUCAGAAUGGCAAGGCCAAAGAGACGCAGAACCAGGCAGCACCAAGGACAAUGGAUGCGCUCUUUGCACAAAUGAAGGCGCAACGCAUGAGGACCGUGCCACAGCAGCAGGCAAAUCCUGCCCCUGGGCAUCAGUUCAACCAGCAGCGACGUGUUCAGCAGCAGCAGAGGCGAGGCAGAGGAUAUAGUGGCCGUAAUGUUGGCAACCAAUGAAUUGAACUAGGCUUCAAGCAAGGUCUUCACUGGUUUCUUGGAAGAAAGGACGAACCCCCUGGAAAUCUAACUUGGUUGUGUUUGUUUCGCAUAUUUUAGUUAUCGGAAGCUUGUGGACAGAAAUUAAGUGAAGCUUGUAUGCAGUUUUCUAGUUGCUGCUUCCGUUUCAGCAUGUAUAAUGACCAACAUAAUGUAUGGAAAUUAUUUUGGUGCUAGACUGUCGAAUUUUGUUAGUUCAACUGAUUA